AUGUCUUGGUCUAACUCCACCGCCUCUGACUCCAGUGUGACUUCUCCCACAGCCACAGAAACAACUUCCAAGGCCAGCUCUCCUUCCAUCUGUGCAACAGGAGGAAGCAUUGGAAAUACUACCAUUGAUUUCGAUAACUCUAAACCCGGGCCUCUCUUCAACCCUGUUGAAAACAUCUGGUUUUCGGGAGGUUUCCUUAUCGCACCCCCUUCCUCUCGGCAAUCUCAACCAUAUAUCCCUACUUCUGGUGGCCAGCUAGUGGAAUUUGUUCCUCCGGCACUCUCCAACACAACAUCUACGAUCUCAGGAGACGUCGCCCAGAUUGGCGUAGGGCCCCACGCCGCCAGUCCUUGCUUCCGAUUCGACCUCUUUGGAGCCAGCCUUGGAUGCGAUGCCCAUGGAGACGAGAAGUGGUGUGAGUUUGAGAUCUCAGCUUACCGCUGGAAUGAGACUUCGUCUACCGAAGAGUCCAUCGCUUGGUCGGAAACCAAGCAAGUACCGGCUUGUCCAACAUUUUCCGAGGGCGGCUACGAGCUGACCCACGUUGACCUGGAUGGCUACACAGACCUCUCAUCGGUUCUGAUCACCGUGCGCGUUUCUCAAAAUCUUCGUGUCUGGUGGGGAGAUGACUUCCGUGUCGGCUGGACUGACAACAGCUGUAUCGCUGCCUCUUGCCGUACCAACGUCCCAUCUCAGCUUGUCAAGCGAGAGACCGUUCUAUCUGCUCUUCGACAAGGUGUCUACCAGUGGACACCUCAUGAGCUCAAGCGUCUGGAAGACAGUCUGGUUUAG
This is a messenger RNA of Fusarium redolens, 792 nucleotides long. RefSeq lists its product as uncharacterized. Lineage: Eukaryota; Fungi; Ascomycota; Sordariomycetes; Hypocreales; Nectriaceae. The record is from RefSeq and is a predicted model, not a curated record. The transcript is spliced from 2 exons. The coding region runs from base 1 to 792 and encodes 263 amino acids.